Molecule: messenger RNA, 5071 nt
Organism: Triplophysa rosa
Lineage: Eukaryota; Metazoa; Chordata; Actinopteri; Cypriniformes; Nemacheilidae
Gene: fnip1
Product: folliculin interacting protein 1
Exons: 18
Coding region: 371-3757 (1128 amino acids)
Cellular component (GO): cytoplasm
Molecular function (GO): protein-folding chaperone binding; ATPase inhibitor activity
Source: RefSeq, a predicted model, not a curated record
CACUGCAUGCAUUCAAAAAUGACCCCAGCUGGCAGACAGGAACUGCGUCACGGUCUGCAUAGUUACUUUAUCUAACACCUGCUUGCUCCCAAUGCAACCGUGCGUCACUGAGCAUCCUUUGAGGGGAGGGCUGUGUGUUGUGGUCAAGAGGUAAGAGCCGGGGACGGAUAGUCCUCUCUCUGCACCAGCCGCACUCGCACUUUCUUCAGUUUCACCAUAUCCAACCAGGACGUACAGAUGCCUUUGUCCAGGCGCUGUCCAGCUCGGCCUAGAGGUCACCUGACCGUCUCAUGUUGUUUUGUGAAUUUAGUUCAGUGCUAUUCUUAGCGGCGCUCCCUGGUGAGGAAGAGCAAGCUGAGGGCUAAGGAGAAUGGGAAAGCACACUGGCAAAAUCUCAAAGAUGCCCAGCUGGGCCUCCCCGGAGCUGGAACCCAGUCAGAUCCGCCUCAUCGUCUACCAGGACUGCGAGCGGCGCGGUAGAAACGUUCUCUUCGACUCCGAUGCCAGAAAGAGAAGCACACAAGAAGAUGCUCCGGUCACGAGGGUGUGUGGAGAGACGCAGGCAAAGAUGUUUGGGAAGUGCUGUCAGCUGAGGCCUACAGGGGGCAGCUCCAGUUCUCUGGACAGCAGCUCGUCCUGUACCUCAGAACCCAAAGAACAAAACCGCUUUCAGGGCUCACCCAGGUGCUCAUCAGAUGCUAAUAUGCUUGGGGAAAUGAUGUUUGGCUCUGUGGCCAUGAGCUACAAAGGGUCAACGCUGAAGAUUCACCAGAUAAGAUCCCCACCACAGCUGAUGCUCAGUAAAGUGUUUACAGCGCGGAUGGGCGGCAGCGUCUAUGGCAGCCUGAACACACUGCAGGACAGUUUGGAGUUCAUUAAUCAGGACUCCAAUGCGCUCAGACCUGACCAGAACACUGUAGGCAAUGGCUUCCUGGGAAACAUAGGUUUCUCUCAGCUCUGCAGCCCACGGCGGGCACUUUCAGAGCAGGGCCCUCUCCGUCUCAUCAAGAGCGCCUCUUUCUUUUCAGGCCACAGUAACCCCAUGGACAUGCCAAGCAGAGGACUGUAUGAUGAGAGAGACAGUGGCAUCGCCCGCUCAGCAUCUUUAAGCAGUCUGUUGAUCACCCCCUUCCCAUCGCCGGGCUCCUCUCUCACCAGUAGCUGUGCGAGCAGCUACCAGCGGCGCUGGCUACGCAGCCAGACUACCAGCUUAGAGAACGGCGUCUUCCCUCGAUGGUCUGUGGAGGAGAGCUUCAACAUGUCUGAUGAGCACAGCGGUCCGAGCCUGGGCGUCGCACGGAAGAAGAAGAUCGCUAUUGGUGUCAUCUUUCUUCUGUCACCCAAUGAUGAAGAAAACACCAAGUUUCAAGACUUUUUCUUCUCCCAUUUUCCGCUCUUUGAGAGCCACAUGAACAAACUCAAAAGUGCCAUUGAACAGGCUAUGAUACUGAGCCGGAGGUCAGCGGAUGCCAGUCAGAGAGCUUUGGCGUACAGUCGAAUGGUGGAUGGUCUUAAUGAAUUUAGGACGACCAUCUGCAGUCUGUACACUAUGCCGCGUGUGUCUGAGCCCGUCUGGCUCACUAUGAUGUCGGGUCCACCUGAGAAGAACCAGCUGUGUGGCCACUUCAUGAAGGAUCUGGCCCUGCUCAUGGAACAAGCCUCCAAGAACCAAUUUCUCCCUGCGCUUCUCACUGCAGUUCUCACUAACCAUCUAGCCUGGGUUCCUACAGUCAUGCCCAAUGGUCAGCCACCCAUGAAGAUCUUCCUGGAGAAGCACUCCUCACAGAGUGUGGACAUGCUGGCAAAGACACAUCCCUACAACCCACUUUGGGCACAACUGGGUGACCUGUAUGGGGCGAUCGGCUCCCCUGUGCGUCUGUCCCGUACGGUGGUGGUCGGUCGAUGUCAGGAGCUGGUUCAGCGUCUUCUCUACGUGCUGACCUACUUCAUCCGCUGCUCAGAGUUACUAGAAACGCACCUGCUGGAAAGUGCAGAGGACGAGGCCAUCGUGAUGCCCGGCUCACUCAUCACCACAUCGCUGCGUCCUGGAGAGGUGGAGCAGUCUGACUACGUUCUGGUGACUGUGCAUAAGCCCAGCCAAGACUACCUGUCCCAGGGGGCUGAGACGGAGGACGGCUACCCGUCUGAUGGGAACAGUCUACAGGGCAGCACGUACACGGAUACAGAGACUCCAGAUGAUGGCAAACACUCGUCCCCCAUUAUACCUGUCAUCGAGGCAGACAACAACACCAAUGCAUCUGUCUGCAGAAAAGCAGAAAGCCCCAGGUUUGAAGCACGCCUGGAGACGGUUGUUAGGGUCGGUUCCACCUCACCGUGUGAGAGAGGAGCACUGCUUGAGGUACAAGGGGACGAGCAGUCAGAAGUGCGGGCUGGGGUGGAGGGUGUCUGUGUGCCCAUCAAGAUCUUCCAGUCGUCAGACAUUCUGCUAGAGAGGAAGCCACCUGACAAGAGCUCACUGUGCAUGACCGAUGAUGAUGGCAAUGAACCCGCUUCCAAAGUCACGUUCCUCAUCGGUGACUCCAUGUCUCCUGAGUCUGACUUGGAGAGUCGACAACUAAAGGUGGAAAAGGAGAUCAAGAAACACAAGAGGCUCCUUAAAGAUGUACAGCAGGCCGAGGCCAAGACUAAACCGCAAGUGGACCAAAUCAAGACCAACGAUUGCAAGACAGCUUUGUUUGUGCCGCCUUUCAAGAAACAAAUGUCUCAGUUGCGCCCGAGGACACAAGGAGACUGUAUGGACAUGUUUGAUGAGUAUUUUAAUGAUGACAAUCCUGUGGAGACGAGGACUAUUGAUGACAUCUCCCAGACGCUCGCUCAAACGGGGAUAAGCGAUGCAGGAAAGGACACACCAAACCUUCAGGGAUCCCAGUGGACCGUUGGACAGAGCUGCCAGCACGCAGAAGACAAGAGGUGCAGGUGUAAUACAGACUGUUCUGUUGAGCAGGACGGAGGCAUAGAAAUAUCUCUGAGCGUCCCUUCCCUAAACAAUAAUGGGGAAAAGAAGAAGACUGUCCCGCUGAAUGACUGGGAGAUUCCUCGCAACGAGAGCUCUGAUAGUGCGCUGGGGGACAGCGAGAGUGAGGAUGCCGGACAGGAGGUGCCCAGACAGGAACCCGAUGGACAGUUUUACAGCGAAGAGCAGACCGACUGGCAGGAUGAACUAGAGGUGCCCUUACCGGGGGCGAAGCUGGUAGAGAACUACUCUAAACCAAGUAUUGCCAACUUUGGGAGGUCAUUGUUUGGUGGAUACUGUCCCACAUACGUUCCAGACUUUGUUCUGCAUGGCACGCCCAACGAUGAAAAACUGAAGCAAAACCUUGUGUCAGACAUGGCCCAUGCUGUACAGCACCCCGUGUUGGAUGAGCCUAUCGCAGAGGCCGUCUGCAUUAUCGCAGACACAGAGAAGUGGACGGUGCAGGUGGCCAGUAGCCAGAGGCGAUCUUCUGACAAGCUGGGCAAAGAUGUUCUUGUGUCUAACCUCGUGUCCAACCUGCUGCAGUCUACUUACCAGCUCUACCGUCUCAACCUGUCUCCAAACUUUUGUAUAAUGCAUCUAGAGGACCGGCUCCAGGAACUGUACUUCAAGAGCAAAAUGCUGGCUGAGUACUUGAAAGGACAGACUCGAGUGCAUGUGAAAGAGCUGGGCAUGGUUCUGGGGAUCGAGUCGAACGAUCUGCCCCUGUUGGCGGCCAUCGCGAGCACUCACUCACCAUACGUAGCCCAGAUCCUCCUGUAGGCGGCCGCGGCACAGAGAGCGAGAGACUCUUCAUUCCCCCGCCGUCAGCAGAAGCAGCAGGCUGGUGUACUCCAGGCUUGGACAGACCGCUGGGUUGAGCACCUUGAAGCCCCUGGGACUCCUCGGAGGGGGGCUGUUGAAUCUAACGUUAGCGUUUAUUGUAUCCUGUGGGAAUCAUCUCCGGGUCAGCAGACUGCAGGACAGAUGCUCUGCCUAGAGAUGGCAGCAAAGCCGCAGGUCACUGUCGUGUGGCAUUUAAGGAAGAAACCCAGAUACAUUUUGACAAUGGACAUAUGGACUAUAAUUCCACAAAGCCUAUUUUGUGUUUGUUUGUUUCUUCAGCCCGUAAGAAUGUAGAAGCCAAAGACAAUUUAUGACAAAAAGAACAAAAAACAAAAGCAGUUAUGAACUUUCUAGCACCUUCUCUGAAAUCACAUAAGAAAGAAAUAUAGAUUAUUGGGUAAUUAUAGAAUCAGUUUUAUGAUUUUAAAUGAAUAUAUCAGACAAUUCUCCACUGAUGAUCAUUGCAGUGAUGAUCAAGUAUAUUCCUUUCAAUGUGUUUACAAGUCAGUUCACUUUGUUGUGUACUCAUUACAGGUCUAUUGAAAAUGGCUCCUACCUCAAACCUUCGAUAUCACGUACACACUAUUCUAACAAACACAAUGAAACAUUUGAGGUGAACAGUGUUUCAUUUAUAUUUGUCGGUCACCUAACAAAGAUGACAGUGUGGUACAAUAGCCCGUGAAUGAGGUCUGAGGAUUCACAUUUUUGUAAAACCUACCAAGUCACCUUAGUAGUUAGUAGCGGCAAGAGAACUCAUGUUUUGUGGAUUUUUUUAUCCAUGUAGUCAUUUCUGAAGCAACAUGCUGUGUAAGGUCAAAUCUUAAAAAAGGAUGUUGGGGAGGAGACAUGCAAUGGUCACCAUUCACUACAUUGUACUUUUGCUGGACCUUUUUAAAUAGUGAUUCUGGCACAAUCACUUGUCUUUAGAUUGAAAUGCUAAAACAAUGUUUCAUGCAACGACUCUCAGCUUACAAACAGACUGUGGUAACUGCUGAAAGCAGCUGAAUGAAUCUGAAGAAAUGCCUCAGUCUAUCAAGAUAUUUAUGGUGUGCUUGGAUGGCAAAGGGAAAUGCAGGCGAACAUUUCAAAUGAUUAGUUCGAAACACGCAUUUAAGUCUUAACCGAUGUGACAUAAAAAGAACAAGCCUAGCAAGAGGCAUUGUUGAUCAUUUGCUGGUUAAAAUGUGUACGAGAUGCUUCUGUAUAACACAUCCGAUUUGUUUCGUUUUGUAAUUAAAAAAAAUCUGUGUC